Apodemus sylvaticus (European woodmouse) is the source of this 9022-nucleotide messenger RNA. It is a transcript of the gene Ppp1r12b, whose product is annotated as protein phosphatase 1 regulatory subunit 12B. NCBI's taxonomy places the organism in Eukaryota, Metazoa, Chordata, Mammalia, Rodentia, Muridae. Bases 138 to 3278 code for a protein of 1046 amino acids. The record is from RefSeq and is a predicted model, not a curated record. The transcript is spliced from 25 exons. Gene Ontology annotation, cellular component: cytoplasm; Z disc; A band. Gene Ontology annotation, biological process: signal transduction. Gene Ontology annotation, molecular function: enzyme inhibitor activity; phosphatase regulator activity; protein kinase binding.
AGGAGUAAAGAUGGCGGCGCGGGGGCCUCCGCCUUCAUUCCCUGGCUGAAGCCCUCCGAGGGAGGCGGCGGUGGCCACACAGGGCUAGCAACAGUCUCGUGGUGGUAGUUUUGGCAGCAGCUGCGGAAGCUUGAGCCAUGGCGGAGCUGGAGCACCUGGGAGGGAAGCGAGCAGAGUCGGCGCGAGCGCGGCGGGCUGAGCAGCUGCGGCGCUGGCGGGGCUCGCAGACUGAGCAGGAGUCCGCGGAGCGACAGGGCGCGGGGCGCCAGCUGCAGACCAGACGCGGGAGCCCCAGGGUCCGCUUCGAGGACGGUGCGGUCUUUCUAGCUGCCUGCUCCAGCGGGGACACGGACGAGGUGAAAAAGCUUCUGGCAAGAGGUGCGGACAUCAACACGGUCAACGUGGACGGCUUGACAGCCCUGCACCAGGCCUGUAUUGAUGAAAAUUUGGACAUGGUGAAGUUUCUGGUGGAGAACAGAGCCAAUGUAAACCAGCAGGACAACGAGGGCUGGACACCCCUGCAUGCGGCCGCUUCCUGUGGUUAUCUCAACAUAGCAGAGUACUUUAUUAGCCAUGGAGCCAGUGUGGGUGCUGUGAACAGUGAGGGUGAAGUUCCUUCUGACCUUGCAGAGGAGCCAGCCAUGAAAGAUCUUCUUCUGGAACAAGUAAAGAAACAAGGAGUUGAUCUGGAGCAGUCAAGGAAGGAAGAAGAACAGCAGAUGUUGCAGGAUGCCCGCCAGUGGCUCAACAGCGGGAAAAUAGAAGAUGUGAGGCAGGCUCGCUCAGGGGCCACAGCCCUGCAUGUGGCUGCUGCCAAGGGUUACUCUGAAGUCCUCAGGCUUCUCAUUCAGGCUGGCUACGAACUCAAUGUUCAGGAUCACGACGGCUGGACUCCUCUUCAUGCAGCUGCACACUGGGGGGUGAAAGAGGCCUGCUCCAUCCUGGCAGAAGCACUCUGUGAUAUGGAUAUCCGGAACAAACUGGGCCAGACGCCAUUUGAUGUGGCUGAUGAAGGUCUUGUGGAGCACCUGGAGAUGCUUCAGAAGAAGCAAGAUGUGCUUCGAAGUGAAAAGGAGACACGGAAUAAGCUCAUCGAGUCAGACCUGAAUAGCAAGUUUCAGAGUGGACUCUUUAAGAACAAAGAGAAGAUGCUUUAUGAAGAAGAGAUCCCCAAGUCCCAAGAAACAGAGGAAGAAAACAAAGAAUCCAGCAGCUCCAGCUCAGAGGGGGACGGGGAGGAUGAAGCUUCUGAAUCUUCUGAAUCGGACACUGAGAAGGAGGCAGAUAAGAAGCCAGAAGCCACUGUCAGCCAUUCCAACUCUGAAAGCGAGAGUCGGCUCACAGAACAGAUCCCGGCCCCAGCUCAGAACACCUUCUCUGCCUCCUCAGCUAGGAGAUUGUCCAGUCUUUUCAACAAGGCAGAAGAACCUAAAGAUGAAUCUCCUUCUUCAUGGAGACUGGGACUCAGAAAAACUGGUAGCCACAAUAUGCUGAGUGAAGUGGCCAAUUCCAGGGAGGCCCUUAGGGAUCGAGGUUCUUCCAUCUACCGUUCCUCCUCAAGCCCUCGGAUCUCUGCUUUGCUGGAUGACAAAGAUAAGGAAAGAGAAAACAAAAGCUAUUUCAGUACGCUAGUACCCCGGAGGCUCAGCAGCACAAGUGACAUUGAAGAGAAGGAGAACAGAGAGUCAGCUGUUAAUCUAGUAAGGAGUGGCUCCCACACCAGGCCACUGUGGAGGGAUGAAGCAAAGGGAAAUGAAACCCCACAGACAGUCGCUCCUUCCACUUACACGUCAACUUACUUGAAAAGUGCUUCAUUUGGUAAAAGUAGUGACCCCACAAGUCCCUACAUUUCAGCCAAUCGCAAUUCAUCUCCUGCUACCUCACCCAUUACCAUUGGUUCAUCAACCUCUCGGGGCAGCCAGUGGCAACCUGCCUCUUCUUGCCCUGCACCAGUCAGUGCAAACACUACUGCAUCUGUGCAGCCCGCCAGGACUCCUUACAAAUCCCAGGCUGACUCAACAGCAGAGAAAACAGCAGACAGUGUCUCCUCCAGCACCCCACUGUGUGUGAUCACCAACCGUCCUGCGUCCGGCACUGCCAAUGGGGUCCCAGCUGCCACAGCGUUCUCCUCCUCCUCCGCUGGAACAGACUCCUCCGUGGAGUCCCGGGAGAAGAGGAGGUCUUAUCUGACUCCAGUACGGGAUGAGGAGGCAGAGUCCUUACGGAAAGCGCGCUCCAGACAAGCUCGGCAGACUCGAAGGUCUACUCAGGGUGUUACCCUAACAGACCUCCAAGAAGCAGAAAAGACUUUCAGCCGAUCGAGGGCAGAGAGACAAACUCAGGAACAACCUGGUGAGAAGCUUGAAGAUCCUGGUGGGCUCGAAGGGAGCGCCAAGAAUCCGGAGCCGUCGGCAGCCCCCACAAAGGAAGCUGGUGAGGGCCGUUACCCAUGGGGCAGAAGUCUGGGUGAAGAGCCUAUCUAUCACCGCCUGAGGUGUCCAACUCAACCCGACGAACCCUCAACCCCAGUCUCUCCUUCUGCAUCAAGACCCUCACUAUAUGCUGGUUCUCAUCUACUGCGUACAAGCAGAGCUUCCGUCCCUGAUUCUGGGAAUUCAGAGACUACCACACACACCGCAACAGCAAAGGAAAAGGACAUGAGUGAGAAAGAAGAAGCUGAUUUGGAUGAUCAGUCCUCUAACAAGCUGUCUAGCCGAGAGAGGAGACGACCUAAAGAUCGGCGAAGAGGCACGGGCAUCAACUUCUGGACAAAUGACGAGGAUGAAGCAGACGUCUCUGAGGAGGUCAAAGAAGCAUGGCAUGAAAGACUUUCUAGGUUGGAGUCAGGAGGUGCCCACCCGACCAGUAGCGAGUCUCACAGUGACCGCGCCUCAGCAAGAGCCCGUCGGGAGGCCAGGGAGGCUCGCCUGGCCAGCCUGAGCAGCCGGCCAGAAGAGGACAGCAACAGGGAUUAUAAAAAACUCUACGAGAGUGCCCUGACCGAAAACCAAAAACUGAAAACAAAACUUCAGGAGGCCCAGCUAGAGCUUGCCGAUAUAAAAGCCAAGCUUGAGAAGAUGGCCCAGCAGAAACAAGAGAAGACCUCUGACCGGUCCUCGGUGCUGGAGGUGGAGAAGCGGGAGAGGCGAGCACUGGAACGGAAGAUGUCGGAAAUGGAAGAAGAGAUGAAGGUGUUAACAGAACUGAAGUCCGACAAUCAGAGGCUGAAAGAUGAAAACGGUGCCCUCAUCAGAGUCAUCAGCAAACUGUCCAAAUAGCUGAGGGCAGGCCUGGGAGGAGGGGACCGCAUCCGCUGCCCACCCUGUCUCCAGCUGUGGCCUUCUGGCCAGGACAUGAAUGUUUCAGGAGGAGGGCCGUCCCUGUGCCCUCGUCAGUCACCCCUCCGCGCUCGCUGCACAUUGUCUGUAUUCUCCAUGCCCCACUAACCCCGCACCUCGUCCCAAGUUUUACGGCAGUUUUAGCUGAAGCGUGAUUGUGACCAUUUCAAGCAAUCUGGAGAGAGCUUUGUGGGGCACACCAGGCUCCGCUGUGAGCUCCCGGCUUUCUGCUGCUGUGUCCACGCUGGUUUUGGUGCAGAUAUGUAAGGCUUUGACCCAUAGCCUUUACACUAACCCACUGUUCUUUAUAUAGGUGAGUCUUGUGGUGGCCACUCUGGGAUCCUGUCUGGGUGCCGAGAGGAAGGGUGGACCGUGGGCUUGCUCUCCGGACUGCCUGCUUCUAGUCCAAGGUGACUGCGGCUCUGUGCCGAGGCCGUGAGUCACCUCUCAGGAAUGGACUUGUUUUUACUUUUCUAUCCGUAACCUAGGAACAUCGCUGACUAGUCUUAACCUCAUUUCUCCCUCUCUUCAAGGCCAAGGCAGCCUUGGACUCUCUUGCUCCUUGUCUUUCUGUCCUUUGGUGAUUUCUCCUCCCGCCCCGAUGGCGUAAAAGCUGAAACCGAGCUCCCAACCUCAGCUGUUUGGAACCUCGUCACUGCUGCCUUGGUGCCAUGACCCUGGGAAGCUAGAGGACGGCUCAAGGGUCAGCCUGUUGUUCAUACCUCCCACUUGUCUGCUUACAGAAUGAUUUUCUGAACUCUUUGGGUUGUACAAGUAGUAUACAUCUAUAAUCCCAGCACUUGGGAAGCUGAGGCAGGAGGAUCGAGAGUUUGAGGCCGACUACAUGGCAAGACCCUCUCUCCAGACAAAGGAAGCCUGGGUGUUGAAUGCCCGUUUGCCCUGCUCCACCCAGGCUCCUGCUCCUGAUGAGAAGUGGGGUCGCUGCAAGGAGGCCUGGGCGAGAGCCAGGCGGAAGCUAGACGGGGGAUGGAAGCAGGCCAGAGAGCCGCGGAGGGCAUCUGAGGACACUUGGAACUGUGCACACACUGCUGGGAUGGUAACUCGCUUUCUGGUGGUCAUAUUCGGGGGAGAGACCCCUUCUUAGCAGCCAACAGGAGAGGUGGUGCUGGCUAGAGACUAAAGAUGAAGAAGAGUACUGGUGGGCUCUUAGGAGUGCCAAGCCCCGUGGAUCAUCUGGCCCAGCGGCCCUGUGCCGCCCUGCUGCCAUAACUCUGACCUCUGGUCAGCCUCUGGGAGCUCUGCAUGUCUUACUUGAACUUUGAGCACCUCUACCCCGUUUUUACUAGCAGAAGCUGAGGUCUGCUGCUCCCUGCCAGGAGAACACCUGAGGUAUGGGUGGGUAGUGGUCUCUACUUACCUUGUCUCUUGAGUCCCUCCUCAGAUGUCGCGGUUUUGAUGCCUGUCAUAUCCUGACUACCAUUUUCUAGAGUCUAGACAAGCAGCCCUUUAGCUUACCGUGCUCAGCCUCUAUGAAUACUCUGUAAUUCCAGCACACAGUUAAACCGCCAGCUCUUGUGGAUGAUCCAGUGCUGGUGGGUAGGAUGUGGAUUUGUAGGCAUUUUGUCCUUUGGUUCACAUUAAAGGACACGUCCUUUAAUGCCUCAUUGUUUGAGGGUUGCUAGCGAUGUGGACCAUUCUAACACUACCUCUGUUAGUUCCUUUCAUGAGAACACCCCUGUCCUUUUCUGUGGCCCUUGCAGACUUCAUGUGCUCUUAAACAGAAGUUGUGAUUCAGGGUCCAUGGUACAGAAUGGGAACUAUCUCCUUUGCUGCUUUCAGCACAGGAAGAGUCUCUUUUCCACUUCAACCCGUUCUUCUGAGGAAUCUUGUGUUGGACUGCUCUACUCUUGUAAAACCCUGAGCCACCGUGAGGAAGACCUGACUCCUGCUCUAGGAAGCAAUCCCUUCUUGCUAGGAGACAUCAGCAUGAUGCCAGCCAACCAGUUCUCCCAGCACGGGUUCUGUAUUGGGAAAGAGGGGAUUGCUGCCUCAUUCUUGGGAAAAGAAAGUGGGAUUGUGGAGAACAGUUUGAGCCUGCUCCACUCACAGGCCAGGUGAAGGUAUUCAGAGUUGUGUGCCUUUGAAGUGUAGGGAAGGGUCUCAAAAACUCACAAACGGGCAUCAUACCCGAUGCUGUACGUGGCCUUCAUGUUAAGAUGCCACCUCUUGCCAGGAAGACAAUUGCUUGUGAGUGACAAGCUAUUGACAGGCUUUUCAGUCUCUGUGGCACCAGCCUCUGUGGCUAUGAGCCCCUCAGAGCACACGUGGGCCCAAGCCAUUCCUGGUGAUUCCUUUCAGGCCACUAACUUUAUUAGAAGCAUUGUGAACUUGGUCUCUUCCAGAGAAGAGAGCUCUAUUUCUUAGAAAUCACACUGACUGAAAACCCCAUGAAAGACAUGGCUCCCGAGGCCAUGCUGAGUGUGUGCAGUCCCGGCCCGUGCUGCUCGGGUGGCCAGGUACCUGCUGUAGAUCUCCUCAGUGGCCACCAGCCUCACGGGCUGGCUUCUUAUGGGAAUCUCGUGGCUGGAGCUUACUGUUCUGCUGCAGGGAGGCAAGCGGGACUCGACCUUGUCACACCAGGCUUCAUGGGAACUUAAGGUAGGGACAAGAAUGUUGUCAUUCAUUUGACAGCUUUCAGGCCCAGGCCACCUUUGAGGGUGACGACUGGACAGCCCAGAGACUCUGGCUUGAGCUGGCUUACUUGGCUUUCGGGGUCUAGAGCCUUUCCAGCCAGUUCCUAGAAGUGCUGAUGCCAGCCCCACCCCAGUCUCUAGGGGAGGAGCUGUGCUCAUGCAUGGGUGCUGCCUCUGAAGCAGCCCUGGAGCCUGCCCAGCAGUGGGGCACGUGCUUCCCCUGCCUCUGCCCCAGCCCUCAGCUCCUGAGGUGCAAGGAUUGUUUGCUGGGGUUGCUGGCAGCAUCCACUCAGGAAGUACAGGAGCCUGCAGGCCUCAGAAGAGCACAGGAACCAGGGUGAAGGGCCUCUCUAAGCCACGCCCUGGGGGACACUGGCCUCUGGCCCCCAUGCCCUGGGGGACACUGGCCUCUGGCCCCUUUGCAGCCGUUCCUAACGUUCCUAACGGAGACAGCUCCAUCCAUUGCUUGCAUGCCUUUCCAGCUGUGGGCCAUGUCCAGAGCCACGCCCAAGUAUAGUGCAGUGCAGUCAGUCGCCAUUCUAUUCUGAAGAUAGGUGCAAAGCCUCAACAUCGGGCCCCUUGACCCAGGAAGGGAGGCAGCCUUGAGGGCAGGGUACUCUAAAGUCCUCUUGGCUUAAAAUUAUGUGAUUUAUUCAAAGAUGAGGACAUUUUUACACUUAGAUUUCUGCUUCAAAAAUUGUUUAACUUUGAACUUUCAACAUCAGUCUUGCUUUUCCCAAAUUCAAGGUGUUUAAGAUCGGACUGUCAAAGCCGCCCUCCCUCCAUGCUGGAGAGAGAGUUUAACAUUGAAAGCAAUUGAACAGUGAUGGGACUGCUUUCCCUCCUGGUGAUUAAGUAAAAAUAUUACCAACCUGCAGAGGGGAAAUUGGAGCUGGGAGGGACGGAUGACCUGCCCUAGGACAGUGUGCUCUAGGAAGCCAGCUGCUGCUGCUGCUGUGCUCGCUCAGCCACCUCCUAGAUGUGACCAGCGUGACCAGCACCCAAGCAGCAGACUUCUGCUGGGCACCCACUCGUCUCUAGUCUGGAGCUGUGCCUCGGGCUGCUGUGGGAGGCGCUCUUCUCAGGAGACACCAUGGCCACGGCACAGAAUGGUGCCCAGCUCUAGCCAGACGCCUGCAGGUGGGUCUUGGAUGUGAGGAAAGAGACAAACCCUGGACUGGACGCUUGCAUGCUGUGCUGGGUAAAAGGCAGAGGAAGGUCUGUGGAUGUGGAGCAGGGUGGAGGUGGGAGUCUGGGAGGAAGGAAGCCAGGCUUCUGCACCUGGAAGUGUGCUGUUCCUCAGCUCCAGCUGAGCGAGAUUUUAAUCAGUUCCUCUAAUGGGUAUUGACACUGCUCGGAGCAGUCAACUCUGUCAGGGACAACUAUUGAUUGCUGAUUAGAUUGGAAAAAUAGAUCAACUUCAUUAUAGGCCAGAAGCUGUCACUGUCACAGCUCCAAAGGAAUGAAGUGGUCUCUGAGGGCUGAGGAGAGUCAGCUGGAUUCCUGACAAGCCAGAGAGUAGCUGAAAGUUGUCUCCACAUCUCCUUGAGAGCUGUGGUUAAGGGUCACAAAUCCCCUGGGUGCCCUGACCCAGUGCCUGGAUCCCAUUCUUGACCUGAAUGGGAUGGGAAUGCAGAUGGCUUAGCCCGGUGUGCUCUGCCUUGUGCCCCUCAUUCACCCUCCCAGCUUCCCAAAGCUUCUCCCCGGCUGAUCUUCCAGACUGGGACUCUGCCAGAAUGACAUUUUGUUAUUUUGCCUCUAAAUUUUCCCCUAAUGUUUCCAAUAAAACUCUGCUUGGGUGGCCCUUUAAGGUGUCACCAAGAUGCUAACCUAGGCCCUCCAAAGUAAGCACACAGCCCCCUCCUUCCCCCUCAGCUCCUCCACCACCUCAGGCCUUGCUUUUCUACACUUUGGGCUUGAUGGUGCUCGAGGGAAGAGGUUUUCCAUUAAUCAGGCAAGAGUCCUUGAGGAUUUUCAAAUGCCAACAGUCAUUCCGCCCACCACCCAGGGCUGGCCACAUCCCCUUUCACAACUCCCUGGGUGUGCCAGCGGCCCUCAAAGACCAGGGUUGGCUGGUAAGUCAGCACGACCCCGCAGUUUCAGGGUCGUCUGCUCAUUCUGUCUUUUCUGAAAGAUGUGACUGGUGCUGGCUUAAGGCAGAAGGGUUUCCUCAGCACAGGCUGGACAAGUUGUUUGCAUAGUGACAACAGCUCCGCCAGGCGGAAGAAGCCCCACGAAGGACUGAGCAUGAGGAGUCAGAAGAGCUGCUGACGAGCUCUCGAACCCAGAGCUGGGCGUCCGAGCGUGGAUUCUGAACAAGGGACAUUCAGGCUGGCACCGGCUUGACUCUCCAGAGUGCGUGUGUCUGUGCUGUUCUCGACCCUGCUCUCCUGAGACCUCCAGCACAAGUUACCCAGCCUGUCCUGGGAUGGGGGAGUGCGUGAAAGUAGUUGUAGGUAAAGGUACCAGAGGCACAGACUACGGGGAGAGGGUGCACCCAUCCAACAUGGCCACCUUUCUAGUCAGCAUCCCUUGAGCCCUGGCUGGUACCUUCAAGCAGAGCCAUGAUUUCCCUGAAGAGGGGAGCAGUGUGCCCUGACCUUUCCCUCUGCAGGGUUGGUGGUCCAGACCCCCGCUUUGGCUCACGGUUUUCUUCCAGGCUUGUGCCCUCCACUCCAGUCCUGGGCACUAGCAUUUUGUAUUUCCUCUCUCCACCCACGCUUAAUGCACCGACUGGAAGUGUUUGCCAGCCAAGUUGUGUGGAUUGACUUCAGUCAACUGUAAAUACACCUGCGGGAGGCUCCUGAGGGAGGGAGGCCAGGCAGGCUUUCCAAACUGAAUGUAUUUUUAUGCAAUUCUGAGUGGCCUUUUCAACCUGAGAUGGAUGGAUUUGUUUUACUGAUUGUUGUUAUAUAGUAUUAAGUAUUCUGUGUUUGAAAGUUUGGGAAUAAUAUUCACAUCUAUAUGAUGCUUGUAAACACAACAGUAUUUAUAAAUGAGUAAAUAAAACUGUGUUUUACCUUUGUGCCA